Molecule: messenger RNA, 1545 nt
Organism: Neohortaea acidophila
Lineage: Eukaryota; Fungi; Ascomycota; Dothideomycetes; Mycosphaerellales; Teratosphaeriaceae
Product: PUA-like domain-containing protein
Exons: 1
Coding region: 1-1545 (514 amino acids)
Source: RefSeq, a predicted model, not a curated record
AUGAGUCGAGAUGAGACCCUCUCCGAGAAGAGCACGGCGGUUGGAUUGGCACCAUAUGAAGACGCGCGAGCGCUGGUGCGUUUAAUACAAUGCACGCAGUGCUCGCGCCCCCUUCGCCAACCCGUCACGCUGCCGUGCGGGAAUGCGGUAUGUCGUGCCUGCCUCCCAGAUUUCCAUGAGAGGGCCAACAUCUCCUACCCCGAUGUCCCGGCCAGACGGCGUGGUGUCAUGUGUCCCUUCCCGGACUGUGGGCGAGAACACCCGGCAUCGGACUGCGGUGUGGAUGUGAUAUUAUCCAAGGCGUUGGACUCGAUUGCCGGAAUAAUGGCCGAGCACACCAUGAGCGCCAGCAUGAUCACUACAAUCAUGGAAGAGAUCAGGCUGGACGACACCGAAGCACUAGAUGCGGACUCGGAGAAGCCAAAAAUCAACAAAAGACCUUGGAGCCGACUGGUGGCGACAUAUGAUAUCGCCGCGAAAGGACAAUUGCCCUACGAAUGCGACAUAAAUUACAUCCACAGCACCAGCACCAGCGAUACCGGGCGGGCCAUGGACGCUGCAGUGCUACAAGAAAUCCUCGACUCGAUGCACCGAGAAGUGGAUUGCCAAAUCUGCUACAAUGUCCUACUCGAUCCCGUCACUACCUUCUGCGGCCACACUCUGUGUCGGAAGUGCAUGGCACGUGCUGUCGACCAUUCCCUGCAUUGUCCCAUGUGUCGCAGAUCGCUGGCCAUUCCGCCUGUGCUAUCCCGCCACCCAAGCAACUGUACCCUGAUCAAUCUGCUCAACGCAAUGUAUCCGGAAACGAUGACCUCUCGAGCGGAAGCAGUCGCUACUGAAGAAACAGGAGGCGAAGGCGAGCUAAAUACCCCACUGUUUGUGUGCACACUCGGAUUCCCACAUCAACCCACGCUUUUGCGGGUAUUCGAGCCGCGAUAUCGUCUCAUGAUUCGACGGUGUCUGGAGUCAAACAGAGAAUUCGGCAUGCUCAUGUACAACCGAUACGGCGAGCCCCAAGGCGAUCUGGGGCCAGUGCAUUUCUACCACUACGGAACGAUGCUGUAUGUUACAAACGCGCAGCCGUUCCCAGACGGAACAAGCUUGGUUGAGACCCAGGGCGCAUAUCGCUUCCGCGUCAAGGCACACGACGUGCUCGAUGGAUACUCGAUUGGAUCCGUGGAGCGUGUGGAGGAUGUGUCGUUGGCCGAGGAAGAGCGGUUAGAAGCCGAAGAGACUGCUCUACCACCGGCGGAAGAAGGCGACGUUGCAGGCCACAUCGAUCGAAUGUCAACGCAGGAAUUGCUCGAACUGGGUCAAGAUUUUGUGCGAAGGAUGCAGGGCCGAAGUGCGAUCUGGCUUCGACAACGGGUCCUCGAUAUUUAUGGUCAGCCGCCGGACGAUGCUGCCCUCUUUCCCUACUGGUUCGCAAGUGUGCUUCCCAUCAGCGACGAAGAAAAGUACAAAUUGCUCCCCACGCGGACAGUGCGAGAGCGAUUGAAGAUUACGGCGAGCUGGAUUCGCCGGAUUGAGUCACAACGAUGGUAA